AUGAGAAGUAACGCUUGGGACACGCAAAAAGGUCACGGUUUAGAAGGAAGUAGAGUGUUGCGGGAGUCAGAAACAGCGGGUAAGAUUCGUGGUAAGGAAGGUAAGGGUAUGAAUGUUGGUCGUGGGGACACAGAGAAGCCAAUGGUCCGGCAGUUGGUAAAGGUUUGGCUUUGUUGGAAACGCGGUCGAGAGCUAGUGCGAGUUUGGCCUCCAUCGGGCGAAAGUUCGGAAGCAGUUCAAUCAAGUUUACAAUGGCCUGCAGCAGAUCAAAUGGCUACAAGAGCCAAAGCCACAAUACCAGCGGCAAGGGCGAGUGAAGGCAUUCUUGAUGGAAGGGUUUCAUUGUUAAAGAUCGAGAGAAUGAAAAAGAAAGAGUGA
Molecule: messenger RNA, 378 nt
Organism: Melampsora larici-populina 98AG31
Lineage: Eukaryota; Fungi; Basidiomycota; Pucciniomycetes; Pucciniales; Melampsoraceae
Exons: 4
Coding region: 1-378 (125 amino acids)
Source: RefSeq, a predicted model, not a curated record